This is a messenger RNA of Ctenopharyngodon idella (grass carp), 1122 nucleotides long. It is a transcript of the gene rida, whose product is annotated as reactive intermediate imine deaminase A homolog. The coding region runs from base 181 to 591 and encodes 136 amino acids. The record is from RefSeq and is a predicted model, not a curated record. Gene Ontology annotation, cellular component: cytosol. Lineage: Eukaryota; Metazoa; Chordata; Actinopteri; Cypriniformes; Xenocyprididae. The transcript has 6 exons. Gene Ontology annotation, molecular function: deaminase activity.
GACGAGUGUGAGUUUUACCUAAAGCACCGAUAGUUAUGCAUUUAACAGUCUGUCUUGAGCAACAAAAGGCCUGACAUAAGUUAUAGUGCAAUAUUUGUUCGGGGCGUGUCUUUAGACAGCGCACUCAGCAACUUUGUGCUGGAGAUUUUUGUGUAAAAUUUCAUAUACUGUUUGGACGAGAUGUCUUCUGUUCAAAGAAAAAUACCAUAUACAGCUAAAGCCCCUGUUAGACAGGGCAUAUACAGCCAGGCUGUUUUGGUGGACCGCACAAUGUACAUCUCAGGACAGCUUGGAAUGGAUGUAGCAUCAGGACAGUUGGUGGCGGGAGGAGUGCAGGCUCAGGCCAAACAGGCACUCAUUAACAUGGGGGAGAUUCUGAAAGCCGCUGGAUGUGGAUAUGAAAACGUUGUCAAGACCACAGUGUUGUUAGCAGACAUUAAUGACUUCAAUAACGUCAAUGAUGUUUACAAGCAGUUUUUCAGGAGCAAUUUCCCAGCUAGAGCUGCCUAUCAAGUAUCUGCGCUGCCCAGAGGAGGGCUUGUUGAGAUUGAGGCAGUCGCUGUGUUGGGACCCAUUACAGAUGCGUCCUGACUAUAUGACCCCAGCAUGCAUCACAAAUUGUAAAUAUAGUUAUAUGGAGACAAACCGCAUCCAAGAUUACAAAAUCAAUCAUACUUUUAACCUCCCAUUACAUUACAUGCUGGAAUACAAGGGAUCACCAAUAGAAAAAAGCAUUCCCUUCCAUGGGAAAUAUCUUCUGCUGCCUAUUUUGCUAAUAAAUUUUCUUAUUUCUUUGUGAAUUUACUGUUGAUCUUUCAUCAUUAUAUUCAGUAACCAUUCAAAACCCAGAUCAAAUUAAACUUUAUUUUUAAACUCCUACAUAUCUGUCAUCAUCACACCACAAAAACAUUUCCUCCAUUUGCAAAGUUCUGUUCAAUUUGUCGUGUUUGUUGCAGGAAAAUAUUAGCAUAAAUCAAAUAAAGGCCUAUUUUUCAAAAAAUUUUCCAUUGUCAUUGUAAAUGUAUAUAACAUAUAUGGAUUUUACUGGUUACUGUAACAGUUCAGUUGGUUAAAAUAUUGCAUAAUAUAAUUAUAUAAAUAAACUCACAUUUACUUUCACAA